This is a messenger RNA of Saimiri boliviensis boliviensis (Bolivian squirrel monkey), 2763 nucleotides long. NCBI's taxonomy places the organism in Eukaryota, Metazoa, Chordata, Mammalia, Primates, Cebidae. The record is from RefSeq and is a predicted model, not a curated record.
AUGCCGUGCGUGAGCACGGACUCGGUCAUACUACUUCUGAGGUGAAGUGAAUAUCAGGGAAAGACUGAGAAGAGCCGCAGUGAGGCCGCGCGGAUCUCCACCGCAGACAGACAGCAGCAUCUGCAGAGAAACGCUCGGCCCCGAGCCGCGGGGUCCGCCAUUCAGAAACUUAAGCAAGAUAUAAAGGCGUUCUGUUCUUCUUGGGCUCUCUUAAGAGAUUAUCAGGAUGACUUUCAGGACCGCGUUUGAGUAGUGACUGCCGUGCAGAGAACCCCGCUCAGCAGCGAGACUCUGCGAGCGUGCCAGUCACAGGAGAUGGACCUGGAGCGGGCCUCCCAGGACGUCGGCGCCCGUCACCAGCUGGAGAGGCAGAGGAGGAAGGUCCUGACAACAGCCUGGUGUGAGCGUGGGCGUCGGGGGAGACCCACGAGGAACACGCAGAAGCCCCUCUCGGGAGAGUGCUGGGCAGGAAGGACGGCUGGCAUCCUGGCCAGAGGGCAGAGGGGCAGAGCCACGGGGGCGGUGACUGGCGUCCCCUUAACCCAGGAGGUGAUGGCAGCUGGAGGAGGAGUGAGGGUGCCACAGGCUGAUUUAGGCUUUUGGGGGUCACUCUGGCUGCUCUGUCAGGAGGCCACAAUGGGGAGCAGGGGGAUGACUGUGGUGUCACGGGCCAGCGACUUGGGCCAUGUUGGUGGUGAUGCAGGAAGUGGGACUGGCUGCGGUGAGGCCCAGGGAAAGGAGCUGAAAGGAAACCUCAGAGUUCACUGCCAGUUUCAGCCUCUCGCCUUUGAUAGUGAAUGCGAUGAUCCAGUUUUGCGAGCAGAUUUCAGACUUGAUUCUGCUGGCUCUAGUACUUUCUGCACUUUCUUGACUGGUGGCCAGUAUGAGUCACCUGUCAAGGGACUGGAAAUCGGGCCCAUGGAGUGUGUCAGUGUGGUCGGCGUUAAGAUUGAUGGUGCUUUUCUGACUCUGCACCAAGAACCGACGCUCCGAGGCGCCGGCAAAACCGCCUCGCCGGUCACAAGAGUCGCGCUGGCGACCCGUGGGGCUCCUCCGCUGGGAAUCUCCUGGUGCGUUCACCGGGCCCUGAACUACCAUCAGCAGGACUGUCCAUAUCCACAGCAAGCAGCCUUGGCUCUCACAGAGCAUGUAGAAGUGCAUAGAGCGUGGAACUCGCAGAUGUGCCAGGAGCGCGUAGAUGUGCGGCAGGAGGAAUUCCCCAGGAACCCAGGGGAGCAGCCUGCAGGGGCGGCAGAGCUGCUGGAGGGCCCCGGGCUGCUGCCUCCUCAUGGCUGGAUCACGUCAGCUGGCAGCCCAAUGCACAAAAGGGCUGAGGGAUUUGAUGAGCACUUCUGGGUGCUCAGCACCAAGCUGCAGAGAAGGAAUAAAGUUGAAAGCGUGGCCAUGGCCGUCCGGCUACUUCCUAAAGGCACCAUCCUCUCCAGAGGUGCCUUCGUGGGUGAGGCGGGUCCCAGGCAGCUGCAGGGUGAGAAGGUCAGGAAACGGCGUUUUUCGGAUGUGACUUCCUGGUUCGCGUUAUUCGUACCUGUUGAUGGACCCAGAGCCACGUGGGGUUCCGUUUUCAGAGCAGACGUCCAGUCCCCUGGGGUUGUGGUCCAGCAGCGUCUCAGCGCGGUCUUUGGAGAUGUAUGCCCCCUACUCAGGUCUCUCUUGGAUGGGUGCAAAGUUUGUGUUAUGGCAUAUGGAGAGACGGGCAGCGGGAAGACCUACCCCAUGCUGGGAUCCCAUUCGGACGAUAACCCUGUCCUGCUGCUCCUCCCACAGAGGGACUUAGGAAUUAUCCCCAGAGCGGCUGAGGAGCUCUUCAGGCUUAUUUCGGAAAAUCCCUCAAGAAUCUCAAAGGUUGGAGUCUCCAUCAUGGAAGUUUACAAUAAAGAUGUUUUUGAUCCUCUGGCCAAAGACAGCGUUGCAGCUGUGUCAGGGGUCAAGCGUGAGGUGAUGACAGCCAAGGACAGCCGGAUAGAGGUCGUGCUGCUGGUCUCUGAGGGGGGUGGCAGCACCUUGAGACUGGUGGAGCUCGUUAGUGGAGGUCUGCAGCUCAGGGCGAAGCACGCCACCCUGGUGCACGUGGAUUCUUCCCAGUCUCACCUGAUAAUUACAAUGACUCUCACCACAGUCACCUGCUCUGACAGCACGGCUUCCCGAGCCUGCGGUGCCACCCUCCCCAGGGAAGGAACAGAGGCAGGACGGGCAGAAAGGAGCCACAGCGCUUGUCUCCGGGCUCCGCAGCUGGUUCCUGGAGACGCUGCAGAGUGCAUGGAGCAGGUGCAGGCCCGGCCGCAGCCUGUGGACCUGGCCGACAGCAAAGGCGUCAGUGUGUCUGGGGCCACCGGGGCGGCCCUGAGGGAGACAGCGUGCAUCAGCCACAGUCUUGCAGCCCUGGCAGACGUCCUGGGAACCUCGUUGGAGCACCGCGGCCACGUCCCAUACCGGAACAGCAGACCCACCCACCUCCUUCAGGACUGCCUAAGAGGCGAUGCGAAACUGCUGGUGAUUCUGUGUGUGUCUCCCAGCCAGAGGCACCUGGCGCAGCGGCUGCGGGGCUUGCAGAGGCUGUGGGGACUGUCCUUUGGAACCCGUGCUCAGCGAGUGCAGCGAGGCCCAGCCAGAAAGAGGCAGCCCAGCUCCCGGCGGAGGGGAAGAUGUGGCCGGAUUGAACGCAUCAACGAGCUUUCCUCUCUAAAAAUGUGUUUCUUGUCAUUGCUUUACAAUGCAUAUGUGCACAGAAAUGAACAGGUUUGA